CCACCACCCAUUUCCUUUUUCCCACUAUCUGAUUUCUGCUACCCAAUUUCACACAAAUCCAUUCAAGGCUUUCCUGUUGCGUCUGUUCUUUUAUCAUGGAAAAUAUAGAACAGAUUCACAAGUUGGAGGGGGGGCUCCGCCACCUUCGUUUGCGGGAUGCUGACGAGCUGGUCAAGUACAAUAUCCCCGUCGAGACUGUCCCUCGCCCGGGUUUUAACACCACCGGAAAGGAGGUUGACAUGCAGUUGAAUGCCUAUCCGAUCACCAAGUUCCCCAACCGCAUCAUCUAUCAGUAUGAUGUCUUGAUUGGACAGGGUACGGAGAAGGCUAUUGUCCACAAGAAGGUCUGGGACUCGAAGGUUCGAAAGAAGGCGCUCAAGAGCAUUGUGUACGACGGCCAGAAGCUUGCAUGGUCGAUGAUCUCGUACCCGGAGUUCAACCAGUUUGUCGAUCUUGACAUUGAAGCGGGACGUGAGGGCGGCAGAGUCGACAAGGAUGGCAAGGUCACAAAUGUCUUCCGCCUGGUGGUUCGCCCCACUCGACAGGUCAACUUGGCAGUUCUCAAUUCGUGGCUCCAGGGGCGCACUUCCUUCGAAGACCCUGUCCUGGAGGCCCUAAACUUCUUGGACCACGUUCUGCGGGAGCAUCCGUCGUCCAAGUUCCAUGCUAUCAAACGUUCAUACUUUGAUCUGAAGGCCGAUCAGGCGGACAUUGGCAAUGGUGUGCUCGCCUUCAAGGGCGUGUACCAGGCCAUUCGACCCGCCCUUAAACGCGGCCUGAUCGUCAAUGUUGACGUCUCGAACACCUGCUUCUGGGCUCGCACCAGCUUGACCGGAGCCGCAAUGGCCGUCACGGAUGCUAGAGACCAUCAGCAUCUUGUCUCCCUCCUCAGGGCUAAGGAUGACGGCUAUGGUGGAGUGACCGAGUCCGACACCUUCUAUGAAGUCCACAAGCGCCUGCGCAAGCUGACUGUGACACCCUACUAUCGCGGUUGCCCUGUCAUGGGUACCAUUUUUACCGUCAAGGGUCUCAUCAACGGCAAUGCCCGCCAGUACAAGAUCGAUUACAAGGACAAGGCUACCGGCAAAGUUACCAAGAUGAGCAUCGAAGAAUACUUCAGGAGCAGAUACAACGUUCACCUGAACGACUGGGCCCUCCCCAUGGUUGAGAUGACCAAGAAGGGUGUCGUCUAUCCCAUGGAGGUCCUCAACAUCGAGGGCAUGCAGCGUUAUCCUUGGAAGUUGAACGAAUGGCAAACUUCUUUGAUGAUCAAAUUUGCGGCGUCUCGUCCGGCCGAGAGACUGAGCUCUAUUAUGAAGUCAAAGGCACUGCUCGACCAUGCCCACGACCCUGUGCUGCAGAAUUUCGGUCUUCAAAUCGAUAACACCAUGAUCAAGUCGAAGGCUCGCCUUCUCCCGAGUCCUGACAUUCAGUUUGGUGGAAACCAGCGCAUUUCCCCUGGAACUGCCGGUCGCUGGGAUCUGCGCGGCAAGAAAUUCUACCAGCCCAAUAAGAGGGCACUUGAGCUCUGGGGUAUCGGUUUUUUCCCCGGAAAGCGCAAUGCGAUCAACUUGAAGCAGGUGCAGACUUUUGCUGAUACGUUCAUGAAGACUUACACCGGCCAUGGCGGUACCGUCACUCAGCGCCCGAUCAUCCUGGAACUGAAGGAAGACAUCGGCGACGCGAUCAAGAGGCUAUUCAACGCCGCCGGAGCCAAGCAUCACACGGCGCCGCAGCUGCUCCUCGUCAUUGUCCCGGACAAGAAUUCGUUCACUUACACGCGUAUCAAGAAGUCGUGUGACUGCCGCUGGGGUGUGCCUUCGCAGGUGCUGCAGUCGGCUCAUGUGGCCAAGGGCAACCCGCAGUACCACUCCAACGUUUUGAUGAAGGUGAACGCAAAGCUUGGCGGAUGCACUUCUCGUGUGGUGACGAAGACCAGCGGUGCAGCCCUGCGACCUGCGUCAAUGAUUAUCGGUGCAGAUGUGACCCAUCCUCCCAUGGGGGUGUGGUCACCUUCCAUGGCGGCCAUGUCGGUUUGCAUGGACUCGUUUGGUGGAGCUUACUGGGGCGCUUGCGAGGCCAAUGGAGACAGGCAAGAGAUUAUUGCACGCUCGAACAUCGAGCACAUGCUGACUCCGCUCGUUCGUGAGUGGAUGUCUACCGUCAACCAGGGAGCAGUCCCCACCAAUGUCUAUUACUUCCGCGAUGGGGUUUCUGGUGGCCAGCACCAGGCCGUGCUCGAGCAGGAGGUCUUUGAUAUGAAGGCCAUCUUCAUGAAGCUGACGAAGGAUCAGUGGAAGGGCAAGUUCACCGUCGUCGUGGCGAACAAGCGUCACCAUAUUCGAGCGUUCCCCAAGGUCGGAGACCGCGUGAGUUCUGAUAAGAAUGGCAACCCGGUGCCUGGAAUCCUGAUCGAGCGGGAUGUAACCAGUCCGCAUGACUGGGAUUUCCUUCUCUAUUCUCACAUUGCUCUCCAGGGUACCGCACGUCCCGUGCAUUACCAUGUCAUCCUCGACCAGAUCGGUCACAAGCCGCAUGAAUUGCAGAAUAUGAUCUAUGACCACUGCUAUCAGUACAUGCGCUCGACCACUUCGGUCUCCCUGUACCCGGCGAUUUACUAUGCGCACCUGAUUUCCAACCGCGCUCGUUCGCACGAGGACGUCCCUGCUAGCUCGGGUCCCCAGAGCGGCGCCAUCAUCAAAUUGACCAACCCCAAGCCGAAGAACCGUCCGGUCGAUCCUACCCUGCUCCCCAUUUUCGGCAAGAAUCACAACCGCCUUCCGUUCACCAUGUGGUUCAUCUAGGCAGCGCGACUGCGGAGGGUGGAGAGAACUUGGAGCGUAUUUCCUUUGUUGCUAUCCCGUCACGUCCAGUACAUCCAGUCUGGCUUUUUUUUCCUUGCUAUGUUAUCCUGCGAUGUUUUCCUUGCUAGUCCGGCUCGAGCUACGGAUCGCACGUCCUCAGAUCAGGUAGCAUAGCCUAGUUGACCGGAACCGACUGCCUCCGGGGCGGAUGGAUCUGGACGACAGGGCAGUGCAGGCCAGAACAGAGGUGGCUUUCCGUGGGGUGCGAGUUGCAAUUUGAGAUUAAUUGAGCUUUAGUUAGUUGAAUCGAUG
Molecule: messenger RNA, 3116 nt
Organism: Aspergillus heteromorphus CBS 117.55
Lineage: Eukaryota; Fungi; Ascomycota; Eurotiomycetes; Eurotiales; Aspergillaceae
Product: putative eukaryotic translation initiation factor eIF-2C4
Exons: 6
Coding region: 96-2804 (902 amino acids)
Molecular function (GO): RNA binding; protein binding
Source: RefSeq, a predicted model, not a curated record